GGGUACCUCAAAACUCUCUUCAAAACCUUGAAGCCAUCAUCACAUAAUACUCUGCAAAAAUCUCCUCAAGAAAAUGUCUUCUGCUUUCUGUUCUUCCCCAAUCUGUUCCUUCAUUUCCCCAACCAAACCAAGGCUGCUGAUUGGUGGGAACCCCAAUGCUCAAGGAGUGAUCUUGAUCAACAAUUUGACCAAUCAGAAGUCAAAAUUGGCACGAUUUCAAGCUUUGGAAGUCAAGGCUACUAGUGAUACCGAAAUCACCACGAAGACGAAUAGCAUAGUUUGCGGAGAUUGUGAAGGAAAUGGUACUAAACAAUGUACACAAUGCAAAGGGAAUGGAGUGAACUCGGAAGAUCACUUCGAUGGACGAUUCAAAGCCGGUGGAUUGUGUUGGCUUUGCAGGGGUAAAAAAGAGAUUCUUUGUGGAAAUUGCAAUGGAGCUGGAUUCAGGGGUGGAUUCAUGAGUUCUUCUGAUCAAUAGAAACAAUAUGCUUAUUGUAGGCAGCAGUUUUGCUCAUUUCGAAUGCUGUUGACUUUGUCUUAUUUGACUAUAAUGAAACAACCGUAAACGGCCACCGGUCCACCACCUUCUGCCACCGUGGCUCCGGCGAAACCGUUAUCAGUUUGUUAUAGUUCUUGUGAGUCAGAACCGUAAACAAUGGUGGAUUCAUGUUGCUUACAACCACGUUAAUUAUACCAAUCGUUCAUGUGGUUUGUUCAAACUUGGUUUUCCGUUAAGUUUUGUAUGGAUAAAGUUUUCUG
Cynara cardunculus var. scolymus (artichoke) is the source of this 759-nucleotide messenger RNA. RefSeq lists its product as uncharacterized. The record is from RefSeq and is a predicted model, not a curated record. Gene Ontology annotation, molecular function: protein folding chaperone. Gene Ontology annotation, cellular component: protein folding chaperone complex; chloroplast stroma. The coding region runs from base 74 to 478 and encodes 134 amino acids. NCBI's taxonomy places the organism in Eukaryota, Viridiplantae, Streptophyta, Magnoliopsida, Asterales, Asteraceae. The transcript is spliced from 5 exons.